AUGGUUGAGAACAAGUACCUAACAAUCGACAAGGAUAGCUUUCCUUAUGUCUUUAUCAAGAAUAUCGAUAUCCCUCUCAAGACAUAUGAGAAGGGACUUCUUCGAGCAAAUGUCUUUCUGCCCAAAGAUGCGGCUCCCUUUGGAGAUAAGACAUACCCUGUUAUCGCUACGUAUGGCCCUUACGGAAAAGAUGUUCGAUAUGAAGUAUUCUACAAAAAGAGCUGGGAGCAGCUAAACCCUGACAUGAAGUCCAUGCAUGCAGCUUGGGAGACCCCUGAUCCUGCCUAUUGGACGAGCAAGGGUUACAUCGUGGUGAGGGCUGAUGAAAGAGGAGCUGGUCAGAGUCCUGGAGUCCUUGACACUAUGUCUCGAGGUACAAGUGAAGCUUUCUUUGACGUCAUUGAGUGGGCUGCCGAGCAAGAGUGGUCUUCAGGUAAAGUUGGUCUUUUAGGGAUCAGCUACUAUGCCGGCACGCAAUGGAGAGUAGCUGCGAGAAAGCCAAAGGGAUUAGCAGCUAUCAUCCCAUGGGAGGGAAUGAGUGAUUACUACCGGGACCGAGUAAGACAUGGAGGUAUUCUUUCGGACAGGUUCAUUGAUUUCUGGUGGAACAAUGGAGUUAGUCCCAACCAGUACGGCAAGCCUGGCCGCAGCGCCCGAAACUGGGGCGAGGAUACUCUUGAGGGUGACCUUGACGAGGAGACCUUACUCCAGAAUCGUCGAGAUCAGACAAUAGACACUGCUGUGCACAAGUUUCGUGACGAGGAAUAUUAUCGUACUCGAGACUUUGAUAUUGAAGCCAUUGAGGUUCCGCUGCUCAGUGUCGCCAAUUGGGGCGGCAUCCUACUUCAUCUCCGAGGAAAUGUCCUCGGUUGGAUCCGUGCGAGCUCCAAGUACAAGUUUCUCCACUUCAUUGUUGGGAGACACGACUUGCCCUUUUAUUACCCAGAGUCAGCUGAGCUACAACUAUCCUUCUUCAACUCCUUUCUAAAAGACGACGAUGCGGCUGGCUGGAAAUCUGGCAAGCAGCCACGGGUUCGUCUUACCUUGCGUAAGGGUGAGGCUGGUGUUGAUGACCCUGAGCGUGAACGCGGGUUCCCUACUAGAGAUGAGGCAGACUGGCCAUUACCUGGGACCAACUACACGAAGUUCUAUCUGACGCCUGAGAACACUCUGAGCAUAAAGCCAGCGUCGUCAGUCAGCACAAUCGAGUAUGAUGCGUUGAAUGGCGAGCCUAUCAGAUUUACAUACAAGACCCCGUCUACUUUGGAAAUCACUGGACAUAUCGUCGCCCAUCUAACAGUAGCCGCAACGCGAAAGUCCAUUGACGCCACUCCCCCGUCAGACAUUGAUCUGUUCAUCACCCUUCGAAAGAUCAACGCCAAAGGCGAAGAAGUCUUCUACACCGGCACUAUGGGCGACCCCGUACCCAUAGUGAAAGGCUGGCAGCGAACUUCUUUACUUAAGCUUGAUGAAAGCAACGAACUACACAAGGAAUAUCUGCCUUAUCGCAACUACUACUCAUCCGACGUGCAGCCAGUUGAGGAGAAUCAGAAGUAUAAAGUGGAUGUUGAGGUCUGGCCUACGAACGUGGUACUUGAACCUGAAGAGACUUUGGUGUUGGAGAUCGCUGGUCAUGAUACUCAGGGUGUAGGGAAGUUCUCUCAUGAACAUCAGGAUGACCGUGAUUCCAAGAUUUUCGAUGGGUUGAACAGCGUUACUGUCGGCGGCGAGGCUAGUUGGCUUACACUUCCCAUCAUUGACUCCAGGAAGUAA
Fusarium odoratissimum NRRL 54006 is the source of this 1773-nucleotide messenger RNA. RefSeq lists its product as uncharacterized. The transcript is spliced from 5 exons. Bases 1 to 1773 code for a protein of 590 amino acids. Gene Ontology annotation, molecular function: dipeptidyl-peptidase activity. NCBI's taxonomy places the organism in Eukaryota, Fungi, Ascomycota, Sordariomycetes, Hypocreales, Nectriaceae. The record is from RefSeq and is a predicted model, not a curated record.